Molecule: messenger RNA, 753 nt
Organism: Panicum hallii
Lineage: Eukaryota; Viridiplantae; Streptophyta; Magnoliopsida; Poales; Poaceae
Product: ABC transporter F family member 4-like
Exons: 1
Coding region: 1-753 (250 amino acids)
Source: RefSeq, a predicted model, not a curated record
AUGGCCUUCCGCGUCUCGGCCAACGUGGCCCUCCUCAUCGUCUUCUCCCUCAUGGCCGUCGCUCACUGCGUUCCCCACGAAGCCGAGCUCGCCACCGACGCCUCCGCCGCAGCCGUGACCGCGGCUGAGGUGGACGCGGUUUCAGACGGGGAGGGACUACUCCUCCUGCCGUACAGCGACGACAGCGUCGUGUACGACGCGGUGUCCGGUGACGGAGAGGUGCCCGGGAAGGAGGUGGUGGUGGAGCCCGUCGCGGAGCCGGACCCCGAUCGGUCGCACCUGGACAGCGACGGCGAGGAGGAGCUCACGGCCAUGAAGCUGGCCACUGAAGGCCAACAGCAGGAUGAUGAAAAGACGAAGAAGCAGAUCGACGGCGAUGAAGACGAAGACGAGGAGGAGGAGGAGGAGAAGACAAGGAAGAAUAAUCACGGCGGCGUCAAGGAGGAGAAGAAGAAAAGAAAGAAGCACCACGACUGCGACGGCAAGGAGAAGAAGAAGACGAAGGGGCACCACAAGAGCAACGACGAGGAGGAAGAGGAGGAGGAGAAGACGAAGAAGAAGAUCCAGCGUCACCACCACGUUCGAAAGACGAAGACGAAGAAGCUGACGCAUCACAACAAGAACGACAGCGACGACGAAGAGGAGCAAGAGAAGAAGGAGAAGCGGUGGAGGAAGGCCAUCAGCAGGAGCAUGUUCGGCCACGGCCGCCGCUCCCAGCGCGAGGAGGCCGCGAAGGAAGAGGUGAACAACUAG